Pogona vitticeps (central bearded dragon) is the source of this 1195-nucleotide messenger RNA. The record is from RefSeq and is a predicted model, not a curated record. NCBI's taxonomy places the organism in Eukaryota, Metazoa, Chordata, Lepidosauria, Squamata, Agamidae.
UGAUCAACCUUGCAGGGGCUCACACGCCUUUGAAAACGACAGCAUGGCCAAAUCCUGUCGUCCUUAAUUAGAAGCAGAAACUCCUCGGGUAAAUAAUGCCCGAGGAUGCUGAAUAGGCCUGCGAUAAAAGUGUGUGCGAUUGGCCACCAGAGGGGAGGAAGAUCGCGAAAGUUCACACCUCCUCCCUCCCUCCCUGCCACCCGGGCUAUUCUUUAUUAUAACACAGGCACCGACACACCAUUUCCUUUCCUCUUGCAUCGCCGGGCCUCCCCUGGGGUGAGAGGCAGAAGCGAUGGCGGCAGCGCCCAGCGACCCCAUCCAGGCCCUCCUGAAGGAGCUGACUUGCACCGUGUGCCUGGAAGGGUUUCGGGACCCCGUCAUGAUCAUAGGGUGCGGGCAUAACUUCUGCCGGCCCUGCAUCAUCCAGUACUGGGGGGGCUCCUUCCGAAACGUCGUCUGCCCGCAAUGCCGGACGACUUUCUCCAAAGCCAAGCUGAAGCCCAACCGGCAGCUGAGCAAUGUGGUCGAGUUGACCCGGGACCUCAGCCUGCAAACUCCUAGGGACCCCCCUGCCUCCCCUCCUUCCUCCUCCUCGUUGUCGGAGGACCUCUGCCCUUUGCAUCAGAAGCCCCUGAAGCUUUUCUGCGAGAAGGACGGCAUCCCACUUUGCCUGUCCUGCCAUGGGGCAGAAGACCAUCGGGACCACAAGGUCCUCCCCAUAGAGGAGGCCGUCCAGGAGCAGAAGCGUCUGAUCCAGAGCCGCUUAGAGAGCUUGAAGAAACAAAAAGAUCUCUGCCAGAGGUCCAAGGAACUUGCUAAAAAGAGGAUCCAGUUAAUGCAAAAUGUGGAGAAGCAGGCUGUGGUUGCUGAAAUUGAGCAGUUCUGCCAGUUUUUGAAAAAUCAGGUUGAGUUCCUUCUACCCCAUCUGGAGGUGCUGCUAACUAACAUCUCAAAGAAGGAGAAGGAAAUCAGUGGUAAACUUACUGGGGAAAUAAAGCAGCUCAAUGACUUUAUCUGUGAUAUAGAGAAGACCUGUGAGAAACCAGGGGUGAAACUGCUGAAGGAAGUCACCCGGCUCAAUGGCCUUCUGAGUAAAGGGGAGAUUUUGUGUUCCGACAUGAAGAUGGAAGACUGUCAGGAAUAUGAAACUACCUACAGCUAGUACGUAUCUCCUUAGUAAAACUCAUUGUUUGAA